CGCGGCGCGGACUCGGGCCGGCUGGGAGCGAGCGGGUCGGUGGUCGCGGGCCCCGGGGUGGUCGCGGGCCCCGAGCCCGAGCUGGGCGCGGGCCCGGAGGACUGAGCAGGCGGCCGCCCGGCUCUGCCACCAAGAUGUCGUAUUUUGGGGAACAUUUUUGGGGCGAGAAAAACCACGGCUUCGACGUGCUGUACCACAGCGUGAAGCAGGGGCCCGUGGCCACCAAGGAGCUGGCCGACUUCAUCCGGGAGAGGGCCACCAUCGAGGAGAGUUACUCCAAAGCGAUGGCAAAGCUUUCCAAGUUGGCCAGCAACGGAACGCCCAUGGGGACCUUCGCCCCGCUCUGGGAGGUCUUCCGGGUGUCGUCGGACAAGCUGGCACUCUGCCACCUGGAGUUGACUCGCAAACUGCAGGAGCUCAUCAAGGAUGUGCUGCGCUAUGGGGAAGAGCAGCUCCGAGCCCACAAAAAGUGCAAAGAAGAGGCAGUGGGCACCCUGGAUGCCGUCCAGAUGCUCACGGGGGUCAGCCAGCUGCUGCCCAAGUCUCGAGAGAACUACCUGAAUCGAUGUAUGGAUCAGGAGCGGGUGCGCAGGGAGAGUGCCAGCCAGAAGGAAUUGGACAAGGCAGAAACCAAGACCAAGAAGGCAGCAGAGAGUCUGAGGCGCUCAGUGGAGAAAUAUAACUCAGCGCGCACAGACUUCGAGCAGAAGAUGCUUGAUUCGGCACAGCGCUUCCAAGCCCUGGAGGAGUCGCACCUGCGGCACAUGAAGGCGCUGCUGGGCUCCUAUGCGCACUCGGUAGAGGACACACACGUGCAGAUCGGGCAGGUGCACGAAGAGUUUAAGCAGAACAUCGAGAACGUCAGCGUGGAGAUGCUGCUGCGGAACUUCGCCGAGAACAAGGGCACGGGCCGGGAGAAGCCGGGACCCCUGGACUUUGAGGCUUACAGUGCUGCUGCCCUGCAGGAAGCAAUGAAACGCCUGCGCGGAUCCAAGGCAUUCCGCCUGCCUGGGCUGAGCCGGCGUGAGCGGGAGCCCCCGGCAGCCACGGGCUCCCUGGAAGCUGAUUCGGGGGCGUGUCCGGAGGUGGACGAAGAAGGGUUCACGGUCCGGCCCGACGUGAUUCAGAACAGCGCGGCAGAGCCCUCCCGCUUCUCCUCCAGCGACUCGGACUUCGACGACGAGGAGCCCCGCAAGUUCUACGUGCACAUCAAGCCCGCGCCGGCCCGGCCCGCCACCUGCAGCUCCGAGGCGGCCGCGGCACAGCUCCGGGCCACGGCGGGCAGCCUCAUCCUGCCCCCGGGGCCUGGGGGCACCAUGAAGCGCCAUUCCUCACGAGACGCCGCUGCUAAGCCACAGAGGCCGCGCUCAGCCCCACGCACUGGCAGCUGUGCGGAGAAGCUGCAUUCCGAGGAGCCGCUUUCCAAGAGCCUCUUCGGGCCCCCCCUGGAGUCGGCGUUUGACCAGGAAGACUUUACGGGCUCCAGCAGCCUGGGCUUCACCUCCAGCCCCUCGCCUUUCUCUUCCUCUUCGCCCGAGAACGUGGAGGACUCGGGCCUGGACUCCCCUUCGCACGCGGCGCCUGGCCCCUCGCCCGAGUCCUGGGUCCCCCGCCCCGGCACCCCGCAGAGCCCCCCUGGCUGCAGGGCGCCGCCCCCCGAGGCCAGGGCCCUGCGACCCCCGCCGCCGCCCUCGGACUCGCCGCAGCCCUUCUCGGGCCUCUGGGGGCUGGAGGCCGGGGCUGGAGAGCUGAUACCUACGCCCACGGAUGUGCCCACGGCCAGGGAGGGCCUGGCCGCCCCUCCCCGGAGACCCCGCUCCGCCAAGGCCGCCUGUCCACUCGCCCGCAGCAACGGAGACCUGACUCGCUCCCUCAGCCCCUCGGCUCUGACCCCGGCCGCCCCCAGCACCGCCAUAGAGAGGCCCAGCUUCCCGCCCCAGCCGGGCCAUGGCGUCUCGCGGGGCCCCAGCCCGGUGGUCCUAGGCUCCCAGGACGCCCUGCCGGUGGCCACGGCCUUCACCGAGUACGUGCACGCCUACUUCCGCGGCCACAGCCCCAGCUGCCUGGCGCGUGUGACCGGGGAGCUGACCAUGACCUUCCCCGCGGGCAUCGUGCGCGUCUUCUGCGGGACACCACCCCCGCCCGUGCUCAGCUUCCGCCUGGUGCACGCGGCCCCCAUCGAGCACUUCCAGCCCAACGCUGACCUGCUCUUCAGCGACCCUUCGCAGAGCGACCCCGAGACCAAAGACUUCUGGCUCAACAUGGCCGCGCUGACCGAGGCCCUGCUGCGCCAGGCCGAGCAGAACCCGGCCGCGUCCUACUACAACCUCGUGCUGCUGCGGUACCAGUUCUCCCGGCCGGGGCCCCAGGCGGUGCCGCUGCAGCUGAGCGCCCACUGGCAGUGCGGAGCCAGCCUCACGCAGGUGUGCGUGGAGUACAGCUACCGGCCGGGCGCCACCGCCGUGCCCACGCCGCUCACCAACGUGCAGAUCCUGCUGCCCAUGGGGGAGCCCGCCACCAACGUCCGCCUGCAGCCGGCUGCCACCUGGAACCUGGAGGAGAAGAGGCUCCUUUGGAAACUUCCGGACGUGUCUGAGGGGGGCGGGUCCGGCCGCCUGUCCGCCAGCUGGGAGCCCCGUGCGGGACCCAGCACCCCCAGCCCCGUGGCCGCCCAGUUCACCAGCGAGGGGGCGACCCUGUCCGGGGUGGACCUGGAGCUGGUGGGCGGUGGCUACCGCAUGUCCUUGGUGAAGAGGAGGUUCGCGACAGGGAUGUACCUGGUUAGCUGCUGAGCCCUUCGCCGUCCUUCCCGUGGACACCUGGUGCUCCCUGCCAGCCCUGCCGGGACCUGGGGGCCC
Molecule: messenger RNA, 2858 nt
Organism: Suncus etruscus (white-toothed pygmy shrew)
Lineage: Eukaryota; Metazoa; Chordata; Mammalia; Eulipotyphla; Soricidae
Gene: FCHO1
Product: FCH and mu domain containing endocytic adaptor 1
Exons: 27
Coding region: 135-2792 (885 amino acids)
Biological process (GO): clathrin-dependent endocytosis; clathrin coat assembly
Cellular component (GO): clathrin-coated vesicle; cytoplasm; clathrin-coated pit
Source: RefSeq, a predicted model, not a curated record